This is a messenger RNA of Toxorhynchites rutilus septentrionalis, 908 nucleotides long. RefSeq lists its product as uncharacterized. The record is from RefSeq and is a predicted model, not a curated record. Bases 36 to 713 code for a protein of 225 amino acids. The transcript is spliced from 3 exons. NCBI's taxonomy places the organism in Eukaryota, Metazoa, Arthropoda, Insecta, Diptera, Culicidae.
ACACGUUCUGCCUUGGAGCUUCAUUGAGUGAACAGAUGGGUUUAUCCUGUGAAAUCAAUUUUCCCUACAAUUGGUCCCGUGAUUUCUAUUGUGGCGAGAUGUUGAAUAUCUCCGUCGAGCUCAACUGCCCAAAAGAGAUGACUAUACAAGCGAUAACGUUGAAUGUGUCUUGUUCGAGCCGAAGGAACCAAGAAUCGUUCACGUUCAGCCGGUACAUCGAUGAUCGGGACUCGGAAGUUGAAGCGGAAAAUACGCGCAACACCGAAGGUAGCGCACCGCAAACGAACAUUGAUCUACUGAAUGGAAACGGAUGCCCCAUCAUGCUAGCGCCGGGCACGUAUGUGUUUGAGGUGGAAUGUCAACUGCCGGAAAUGAGCGUUGAACAUGUCAGUGAUGACGACAAAGUAGGGGAAUACAAUUUCACAAUUAGAGUUCAAAAAGCUCCUAAAACCGACUGUGAAAAACAGAAAUGUAUGUCAGUAUGUGAUCUUUUGUCGGCUAUCAGUCGGAAAGAAAUAACUUUCGUGUGGCCAGACGAAUUUGUUCAUAUCUCAAACUUUUCCAUUGCUUCAGCAAUUGUCAGUUGGUAUUAUGUGUCAAAAAUCGCUUCUCAAAAUAAUCGACACUGCUCAUCUGAGUGUGAAAAUGAUUGUCUGGAGAACUGGCUUGAGCCUAUAAUAGGAAUACCCGACGAAGAGGAUGGUGGGAGUUGAUAUAUUUGAUAUAAGGAUAGAAUCUACCGCCAUUGUUGGAAUACUCAGAAGACUGAAUUAGGUGAUUUCUUCCGACAAUAUUCCUGCUGGUAAUAAGCAGUGUUAUCGCAGUGAUGCCCUCUACGAUCUACUACGUUGUUAAGUUUGGACUGAAUUUGUUCAAUAACAGUUGUUUGUAAACCUAUCAUUUAGUUA